AUGGGCACCAAAAGAGGGGAAGAUCCACCCCUAUUACAAAAACUGAAUAGGAUUGAGGGUCAUCCAUUUAAGUACUUAGACGAUCUAGGGUUUAUGACAAUAACAGAGGCGGUACCCAACACAGAGGUCAUAGAUGCGCUGCACGAGAGAGGAUAUAUUAAUCCGACACGUAUGAAUAACGAAGAAAGAGGUGUAGGAGAAGCCGAAAUGACAAAUGCAAGAAGAAUAAAAAUUGUGCACAUAGAUCUAGCGAUUCUCAAUCUAACCCAGUGGGGAUACUUUGUCGAUACCUUUGAGGAAAUAUUCAAAGAUAUUAGACUAGCAGCAGUAUUUUACACGAACACUCUAGUAAUUUCACCAGCAGAUCAAAGAUUUAAAAUCAUUAGAGAAUACCACGAAGCAGCAAUAGGUGGGCAUAGGGGAAUGGAUAAGACAUACAAUAGAAUCGCCAAAGACUACGAUUGGAGAAACAUGCACCCAGAUGUAAGACAAGUCAUCCUGGGAUGUACAUCUUGCCAGACGAAAAAACUCGUCCGAAUUAAAACGAAGCAAGCCAUGCUCAUCACCGACACAUGGAGUAGACCGUUCGAAAAAAUCUUUAUAGACUUCUAUGGGCCCAUUAGUAAACCCUCAGCAAAUCAGUAUGCACAUAUUUUAUCUACACAAGACUGGCUAACAAAAAUGUAUAGUUCUCGCACCUAUGAAGAGAGCAACAGCCAAAGAAACAUUAAGAGCGAUAACAAAUAA
Molecule: messenger RNA, 747 nt
Organism: Copidosoma floridanum
Lineage: Eukaryota; Metazoa; Arthropoda; Insecta; Hymenoptera; Encyrtidae
Source: RefSeq, a predicted model, not a curated record